AUGGCACAAGAUGAUAAUGCAUGGUGGAUUGAUAUCGGAGCAACCAAACAUAUACUAACCAAGACCCCACUUUCUCUGUUAUUUCGAGACACUGUUUUAACAGUAAAACCCGCCGGAACUGAAACCCAGAGCAAAGGCGAAAUCAAUGAGUCGGUGAAAGAAUUUAGGAAUUUCAAAGAAAACCCAAAAGGGAAAAAGAAAGAAACAGAGAAAUUAGAUGGGAAAAAACCCAAGAAAUUCAAGUAUUUUGUCAGGCAUUUGUAUGCAAAAGGGUAUUUUAAGGAGGCUAGUUUUGUGGAAGACAACAAGUUGGAUUUUGGUUACUUUGAGAAUAGUUAUGGCAGGGAUUUUAUCAAGUUUUCUGCUUACAAUUUUGGUAAAGAUCAUCAAGAUAUUGCAAAAUGGUUGCUGGGAAGUCACUUGAAAAAAGUGGUGCUCUUUGGUUGCGCUUCCCUUGAUAAAAAUAAUGUCUUCGCUGGUAAGAGAUUUUUCUUUAAAAUUCAAGAAAACACCGUAUGCAGUCGAUGCAUGUUAAAGGAUUCAUGCGAGUAUGCUAAUAAGAGUGUAUGGGGAAUCGGUACCAACAGUUCGCUUCUGGUUGAUGUAAUGAAAGUUAUCACUUUGUAUGCUUUAGAUUUAGUGCCUGCAAAACUCACCGUUCCGGAUGAGGUAAAAGAUUCAAUCAACCAAUUGUUGAAGGUGGUUAUAAAGUUGAGUCAACCCACAUGCCAAGACUCCUAAAAUGUUCCUACAGGAUUAUAUCUCCAUAUCCAUGUCUGAAUAUGUGCUGGAUAAAUACUCAAGGGAAAAUGAACGUUAAGAGUCAGAGUGACAUAGAUUAUCGAUAUGAUUGCAAGAAAGACGAGCAUAGCUUUUUCUGGUGACAUGAAAGUUGUUCUUUGCAGAGAAGCACAUGUCUAAAGAUGAAUUUUCGAAGCAGAAUACCGAUGAACGAUGUAGGGAACCCAUAUUGCAAAUUUGACUUUUCUCCAAAUACUUUCUCUUGCCCAUAAUAAAUUAACAGGUAUACUUAUGCUAACGUGAUGUAAUUGUUUUAUGCAAUACUAUUUCUAUAAUUUAUUACAUUGUUAUGUUGAAUCUGUUUUUAUUGAGUUGUGGUCUUAAUUAUAAGUGCUACUAUUGAUCAAGUCUUUCAUUUUAAGCUUUCAUUUUGUGUUGUGUAAGAUUGUGGUUAGAGUGCAAUUGGAGGUGCUCAUAGGCUUGCAUCUA
This is a messenger RNA of Gossypium arboreum, 1230 nucleotides long. RefSeq lists its product as uncharacterized. The record is from RefSeq and is a predicted model, not a curated record. Gene Ontology annotation, cellular component: cytoplasm. Lineage: Eukaryota; Viridiplantae; Streptophyta; Magnoliopsida; Malvales; Malvaceae. The transcript is spliced from 8 exons. Bases 1 to 741 code for a protein of 246 amino acids. Gene Ontology annotation, molecular function: mRNA binding.